CUGUCAAUCAUCACUCACACCUCGCGCCGCCAAUGCAUACAGCUCGCUACACAGCGGUGUGCACUGCCAAAAAUGCCUUCAAGCCCUCAAUUGUCCUCUGGCAGCAGUUCGUUGCUGCUGGUACCCCUAUCCAGCGUUUCUCCUCCACCAUAGCUACGCACGACUCCGAACGGCCUCUACCUCAACUGCCAUCCAACGAAACAGCCGAAGCGCCUUCCUCGCCAGUUAUCUCUGAUAUAUCCGACCAGUCUCCGGCAGAGCUGCCACUGAAGAAGCACGCCUAUCCUCGAGAGAGCAUCGCUGCUGCGAACGAGCGCCAAAUCGACGACAUAGACCCUCAUGACCUCUCCGCCACGCUUGAGGCGCAUCGCGCCUCGAAUCGGGCAUCCCUCAUUCGUGGUGUUAAGAGCAAUCAGAUUGACACGGAUUACAAACAAGCCCAGGUAAAGUCGUCGCUGAGAUUGAUUAGCGGCGCUGCGACAGGGCGUGGAAAAAAAGGCCACCAGCGUCGAAUGCCUGACAUUCCUAUCAUUCCCCUCGCAGGCAUUUUGCAGAGGCCGAACCCGUCUCUCAACAGAGGAAAAAAACUUUGGGCGACCCCAAUUCCCCUCGAAGGCAUUUUGUACAAGAAGAAACAGACUAGGGCAAAAUAUCAAGUGACAUUCAAUCCUCGUGAAGAAGUUCGCAGGGUGCAGCGACCAGAGCCCAAGAAACCCAAGGAAACCAAGAAAACCAACAGUAUCAGCGACGUUGAAAUAAAGCGUAGACUUCCCAUUCCCCUCAAAGGCAUUAUGCUGAGGUCGAUCCACCCUACGAAUAAACGGCCGGCGACCACCAUUCCCCUUUCAGGCAUUUCUUUCAAGAUAAUUCAAAAAAGGGCAAAAGAUCAAGUGACCGUCCAUCCUUUUCAAGAAGUUCCCAGGGUACAGCCAGAAGAAGUCCAGAGGUUACAGCCAGAAGAAGUCCACAGAGUACAGCGACCAGGGCCCAAGAAACCUAAGAAGCCCGUCACUGACUCACAACACAAUCGAAAUACCGACGUUGUGCCGCCAAUCGAUCCAAUGCUUAGACAAGACGGGUCAAAAGCGAAUCUGAAGGAGCUUAGGAAGAAGUCCAAGAAGGAGUCGGCGCCGAUGAAAUGGCCAACCAUAACAACGUUCAAACAAGGUCAACAGCUUUUGGAAUACAAGGGGGAAAACGUUGAGCCACUCUCUGAGGUGCUUGUCCCUGAGAGCGAACUUCCUUGGGUUGUCAAGGAGGACUUGCAGUCGAUGACGGGGGCUGAGAGGCUUUCAGAGGAAAUCUCUAGAUUCAAUUCAUACAUGAUGCCAACACCAAACGAGCGUACCGCGCGACAAGCGGUGAUCAAAGAGCUUUCUGACCUGGUAAAGAAACAUUUCCCCAAGCAUACAGUGAGCGUGUUUGGGUCAGAGUGGAACGGACUGGCAUUGGCAACGUCAGACAUUGACUUCCGACUGUCAGUGCCUGCAUUGGUCGGCUCAAAACUGGAAAACGCACCGCGCUACAUUGUACGAAAGGUUCUGACCAAGGACCUUGAGCGUCUUCACUUGAUUAUGCAGAGGUCGGUGGGCAUCUACAUGCUCUGCUCAAUCAGGCAUGCCCGUUAUCCCCUCAUCUCCGUACAGCACAUCAAAUCGCGUCUUGAUCUUCAAGUGGUGGGAUCAAACGACACUUCAGUAUCCCGGACGUACGUCUUGAAAUACCUAGCAGAGCACCCAGGCUUGAAGGAACUCAUCGCCGUGCUGAAGGUCCUAUUUGACAUCCGAGGCAUCUCGGACGUUUUCAGAGGCGGCUUGGGCUCGUACAGCGUCUUCAUGAUGGCCGUUGCCAGCAUCAAGCUGGGACCACAGGGCACAUCCACCGAUCUCGGGCAACGACUACUGAACUUUUUAAGCUUCUGGGCCAAGUUCGAUACGUACACAACCGGAGUUUCGAUCGAGCCAGCCGAAGUAUUUCCUAAGACGUCGAGAACCAUCAUCACCGUCAAACAGAAGAAGAACCUAGAUGAGAAGGGCCUCCUCAGGGAAAAACUGGGCCAGAUCGACCCCGCGCAACCCUAUCUCUUAUGCCUGCAAGACCCCGCCGAUGCCACAAACGAUGUCGGCAAGAAGGGUUUCGCCAUCAAGCAUAUCCAAGCCACGUUUGCGCACUUGGAGAAAGAGCUCAGGACAGCCAUGAAGGAGAACACCAGGCCGUCGCUGCUAGGUCCUGUUGUUGGUCCUGCUUAUAUUCUGAACAAAGAACGGCGUGCUACCAUGGAGGAGUACGGGGCUUCAAUCGGGCCACUACCAGAGCAGGCGGCUGAGGAGGCGGAGCGUGCGCCACCAGCGGAGAUGACGAUUGAGGAGUUCAGGGAAGAAUACCCGCUUCCCAACAACCCUCUUAUGCAUCUUUCUUUGGGUGAGGUGGAGGGGAUUGAGAAAGAGGCUCCAGCUGCGACGGAGCAGAGUGCGGAGGAACCUCAAGAUGUCGUGGAGCAGGAAGCUGAGAGUGCUUCUGAGGUGAUUGAGAAGGAGGCUCCGGAUGCGUCGGAGCAGGUUGCAGAAGAAACUCCAGAUGUGGUGGAGCCGACCGCGGAAAGCGCUUCUGAAGUGGUCGAAAAAAGCUGAAGAGAUAACACCGAAAGAGGAAGAGGCAGGAGAUGAAAAGGGUGAGGCUCCUCAGGACAAGACGAGAUAGUCGUCCUUGGACGUGAGUCCUUUUGGACUUACCUGGUAACGGCAGAG
Messenger RNA from Mytilinidion resinicola, 2747 nucleotides. RefSeq lists its product as uncharacterized. Gene Ontology annotation, molecular function: mRNA binding; poly(A) RNA polymerase activity. Gene Ontology annotation, cellular component: nucleolus; TRAMP complex. NCBI's taxonomy places the organism in Eukaryota, Fungi, Ascomycota, Dothideomycetes, Mytilinidiales, Mytilinidiaceae. The coding region runs from base 33 to 2630 and encodes 865 amino acids. The transcript is spliced from 3 exons. The record is from RefSeq and is a predicted model, not a curated record. Gene Ontology annotation, biological process: RNA 3'-end processing.